AUGUCCACUCUCGCUGAAUCCGCCGCUGCUCCGGUACAUGUGCCGCGCGUACCCAUCCCACCUCGAGGCGUCGAUUAUCGCGGCAAAAUUGUCCUCGCCCCCAUGGUUCGCUCGGGCGAACUCCCCUCACGCCUGCUAGCCUUGCAUUACGGUGCAGACCUGGUCUGGGGCCCUGAGACUAUCGACCGAGCCAUCAUCGGCGCCGAACGUCGUGUGAACCCGCGCAACGGAACCAUCGAGUUUACCCGAGUCCCAUCGAAUGGCGGCCGCGCGGAAAAGGCCGUCAAAGAAUCAGUCAUCUACCGCCUCGACCCGGAGCGCGAGAAGGGCAAGCUCGUCUUCCAGCUGGGAUCUGCCAAUCCGGAUCUCGCCGUUCAGGCCGCCAAGGUGGUUGCGCCUGAUGUGUGGGGGAUCGAUCUCAACUCGGGGUGUCCCAAGCCGUUCAGUACCAGUGGUGGUAUGGGCGCCGCUCUGCUGAGAACCCCGGACAAGUUGGUUUCCAUCCUGGAGGCCCUGGUUCGUGAAGUUGGCGAGCCGUACCAGAUCGGUAUCUCGGUCAAGAUUCGCAUCUUGGAAACCCCCGAGCUGACCGAGGCGCUGGUCUCCCGUCUUGUUCGGACUGGUAUCACAGGACUGACGGUCCACUGUCGCACGACGCCGAUGAGACCUCGUGAGCGUGCCAUUCGCGACCAGCUCCGUAUGAUCGCCGAUAUUUGUCACAAGGCCGGCGUGGCGUGCGUCAUGAACGGCGACGUCACCUCCCGCGAUCACGGGUUGAAGCUCAUGGAGGAAUUUGGCGUCGAUGGAGCGAUGAUCGCUGUCUCCGCCGAAGCGAACUCGUCUUGCUUCCGGACAGAAGCCGAUGGGGGUCUUGCUCCCUGGCGUGACGUCGUCCACCAGUACCUCAAAUUUUGCAUCCAGAGCGAGAACCGCUACGGAAACACCAAGUAUCUGCUCAACAUGCUGAUCCCGGGCAAGGCGCAAGAUUUCAAGGAGGCCAAACUGUCCAAGACCUACACCGACGUUUGCCGCCGUCUUCAGUUCGAUGAUUUAGUGCCCCAGGCCAUGCAGCUCGAUGAGAUCCUGGACUUGACACACAAGCAAGAGAUUAACGUUGCAGCACAGCCCGCCGCCUCAAAAGCCGUGCAGAAUGCCAAGGACAACAAUGAAUCUGCCCGUGCUGCCGGGGGCAAUAACACAAGACCCAGCAAGGCCAAUGGCUCUUCCACGUCCAACGCUGGCCCCGUGCGCACCUCGUCUUUUCCACAGCCAGCGAAGCCAGCAAACCCCCCUCCUAUGACUCAGACAAACACUCCGUCCGCCGUCGAUCCAUCAGUUCCAGCUUCAGAAGUUCCACAGCAAUCUGGAGUCACGGUCUGA
This is a messenger RNA of Penicillium diatomitis, 1380 nucleotides long. Its product is annotated as tRNA-dihydrouridine(20) synthase (NAD(+)). Lineage: Eukaryota; Fungi; Ascomycota; Eurotiomycetes; Eurotiales; Aspergillaceae. Bases 1 to 1380 code for a protein of 459 amino acids. Gene Ontology annotation, biological process: tRNA dihydrouridine synthesis. The record is from RefSeq and is a predicted model, not a curated record. Gene Ontology annotation, cellular component: cytoplasm. Gene Ontology annotation, molecular function: tRNA dihydrouridine synthase activity; flavin adenine dinucleotide binding. The transcript has a single exon.